AUGGCGAACGAUUAUUACCGCUAUGACCCUUCCCUGCCUGCGGCGAUCAUCUUUGCCGUUUGCUUCGGACUUUCUGCAGCCGGCCAUGCAUUUCAACUUGUCAAAACCAGAACCUGGUAUUUCAUACCAUUCUUGAUUGGUUGCAUUGUUGAGGCUGUUGGAUAUGCCGGCCGAGCUAUCAACGCAACUGAGACACCGAACUGGACAAAGGGUCCCUACAUUAUUCAAGCUUUGCUACUGUUGUUGGGGCCUCCAUUCUAUGCCGCAUCGAUCUACAUGGUGUUUGGGAGACUGGUCAUCUUGCUGGAUGCUGAGAAACAUUCUCUCAUUCGGAGAAAGUGGCUCACGAAAUUCUUUCUGCUUGGAGACAUUCUGUCUAUUUUUGGCCAGGCAAUCGGUGGUGGGCAACUUGCCGGUGCAGACACCCAAAAGAAGAAGGAUCUCGGCCAAACGAUUAUCAUUGUUGGACUUGGCAUCCAAAUCUUAUUUUUCGGUUUCUUCAUGGUUGUUACGAUUCUUUUUCAUCUUCGUAUCAGCCGCGACCCCACCCCAACCAGUCUUGCGGUCAGAACCCCUUGGCGACGACUCCUCCAAGUGCUCUACGUUGCGAGCUUUCUCAUUCUGGUUCGCUCAGUCUUCCGAGUCAUUGAGUAUGUCAUGGGCGAAGAUGGGGAGCUGCAGUCCAAAGAAGUAUAUAUCUACAUUUUCGACGCACUGUUGAUGCUUGCUGUGUCAGCAGCGUUCAAUUAUUUCCACCCUUCUCGAAUUAUCAGCAACUCUGCGGCAACCCGUUUCACCAUUUCAGACCCGGAGGAUCAAGUCAACAAUUACCCCAUGACUUCAACAAGCAACUUCGACGGGUCUCGGUCAGCGGCAUCCAGCUAUCUCCCGCAGAAGUAG
Messenger RNA from Colletotrichum gloeosporioides, 900 nucleotides. RefSeq names its product Protein RTA1. NCBI's taxonomy places the organism in Eukaryota, Fungi, Ascomycota, Sordariomycetes, Glomerellales, Glomerellaceae. The transcript has 3 exons. Gene Ontology annotation, cellular component: membrane. The coding region runs from base 1 to 900 and encodes 299 amino acids. The record is from RefSeq and is a predicted model, not a curated record.